This is a messenger RNA of Fusarium mangiferae, 1524 nucleotides long. RefSeq lists its product as uncharacterized. The coding region runs from base 1 to 1524 and encodes 507 amino acids. NCBI's taxonomy places the organism in Eukaryota, Fungi, Ascomycota, Sordariomycetes, Hypocreales, Nectriaceae. Gene Ontology annotation, cellular component: membrane. The record is from RefSeq and is a predicted model, not a curated record. Gene Ontology annotation, biological process: transmembrane transport; carbohydrate transport. The transcript has 2 exons. Gene Ontology annotation, molecular function: carbohydrate:proton symporter activity.
AUGAAGCCCAAGGUUUACCAGUUUCUCGUCGGAGUGUUUGCGUCCUUUGGAUCGCUGCUCUUUGGCUAUGAUUUGGGUGUUAUCGCCCAGGUCAUUGCGUCGCCAUCUUAUCAUCGGGAGUUCGACACUAGCGACACAGCUGCCGAUACUGGUGCUGUAGUUGCGCUCUUCACCGCUGGUGCUUUCUUUGGUGCCAUGUUCGCUGGACCUACAACCGAAUACACCGGUCGACGAUGGACUAUCACCAUUGGUUCUAUAAUCUUCACUCUCGGAGGUGCUCUCCAGACUGGAGCCCCCAAGAUCUCGUACCUCAUGGCCGGUCGCUUCCUCGCUGGUCUUGGCGUCGGUUUCUUGACCAUGAUCAUUCCUCUAUACCAGGCUGAGAUCGCACACCCUUCCAUCCGAGGCCGGGUUACAGCUCUUCAGCAAUUCAUGUUGGGAAUUGGAGCUCUCAUCGCUUCGUGGACCGGCUGGGGCACAUUCACAAACUUCAGCGACAACCGACAGUGGCGAAUCCCCCUCGGCAUCCAGAUCAUCCCCGCCGUUAUCCUUGGUGCUCUCAUCUUUGUCUUCCCCGAGUCUCCUCGCUGGCUUAUGGACCAGGGUAAGCAGGACGACGCGCUCAAGACCCUUGCCCGCCUCCACUCCAACGGCAACGAGGACGAUCCCUGGGUGCGUGCGGAGAUCGAGCAGAUUCAGGAAAGCAUUGCCGACGAGCAUGCCAACGGUGCCAAGUCAUACCUCGAGCUUUUCAGGGAUAUUUCUUGCUUCCGUCGUCUUUUGAUCGCUUGUGGCCUUCAGGCGUCGAUUCAGAUGACGGGUGUGUCUGCCAUUCAGUACUACUCUGUUACUAUCUAUGGACAAGCUGGAAUUGGGCCUGGCGAUGCACUCAAGUAUCAGGCUAUCAACUCGAUCAUUGCCCUGAUCGCCCAAGCUCUUUGCAUUGCCUUUAUUGAUCGAUUCGGUCGCCGAUGGACUCUUAUCUGGGGUAACUUGUUUAACAUGCUCACCUUUAUCAUCGCCACCAUUAUGCUCGUUGUCUAUCCUCCCGGUUCUGGUAGUGCUGCUCAAGGCUGGGGAUUCAUCAUCGUUACCUGGGCAUACAACUUCUCUUUCUCAGCCACUUGCGGACCUCUCUCCUGGAUCAUCCCUGCCGAGAUCUUCGAUACCCGUACCCGAGCCAAGGGUGUUUCUCUUGCUACCAUGACCUCAUUCGCCUUCAACACCAUGAUCGGCCAAGUCACCGGUAUUGCCAUGGGAGCCGUUGGCUGGAAAUACUAUCUUGUCUUUGUCAUUUGCAACUUCACAAACGCCCUCUGCGUUUGGGCUUUCGUCCCUGAGACCAAGCAGCUUCCUCUGGAGGAGAUGAACUAUCUCUUCACCAACGCUCCUUGGUUCAUUCCCUUCGUCGACAAGAGCGAGUAUACUGCAAACCUUCAGGCUGAUCUCGUUCGUAGGGCUGAGGCUAUUGACGAGAAGCUUGCUGCUCAGCAUGAGACUGGAGAGCACGUUGACAAAAUCUAA